Molecule: messenger RNA, 2079 nt
Organism: Mastomys coucha (southern multimammate mouse)
Lineage: Eukaryota; Metazoa; Chordata; Mammalia; Rodentia; Muridae
Product: cytochrome b5 reductase 4
Exons: 16
Coding region: 1-1563 (520 amino acids)
Biological process (GO): superoxide metabolic process; generation of precursor metabolites and energy
Cellular component (GO): endoplasmic reticulum
Molecular function (GO): heme binding; oxidoreductase activity
Source: RefSeq, a predicted model, not a curated record
AUGCUGAACGUCCCUUCCCAAGCUUUUCCGGCCCCCGGCUCCCAACAGCGCGUCGCCUCCCAGGGGCGAAGCAAGGUACCUUUAAAACAAGGCAGGAGUCUCAUGGAUUGGAUCCGACUGACCAAGAGUGGAAAGGACUUAGCAGGAGUGAAGGGCGGGCUAAUUGAAGUAACUGAGGAAGAGCUCAAGAAGCACAACAAGAAGGAAGACUGUUGGAUAUGCAUAAGAGGAUUUGUUUACAAUGUCAGCCCAUAUAUGGAGUAUCAUCCUGGUGGGGAAGAUGAACUUAUGAGAGCUGCAGGAGCUGAUGGAACAGAUCUUUUUAAUGAGGUUCAUCGUUGGGUCAAUUAUGAAUCCAUGCUGAAAGAAUGCCUGGUUGGCAGGAUGGCUGUGAAGCCUGCUGUUCCAAAAGACUGUCAUGAAGGAAAGAGAGUCUUAAAUGGCAUGCUUCCCAAGAGCCAAGUGACAGACACACUGCCCAGGGAAGGCCCUAAUUCUCCAAGCUAUGAUUGGUUCCAAACAGAGUCUUCAGUCACCAUUGUUAUAUACACCAAACAAAAAAAUAUCAAUUUAGACUCAGUAAUCAUUGACCUCCAGGAUGACUCCUUGAGAGCAGAAGCAGUCAUCAAGGACCAUUCUUACCUUAUACAUAUUGGGCUAAGCCAUGAAGUUCAAGAAAAUUUUUCUGUACGGGUUAUUGAAAAUGUUGGAAAAAUAGAGAUUGUCCUACAAAAGAAAGAAAAUGUUUCUUGGAAAUGUCUUGGUGAUCCCCUGGAAAAACAUGAUUCCUUUAUCCCAAAGAAAGAUACAGGCUUGUACUGCAGACGGUGCCAGUUAAUUUCCAGGGAAGAUGUAACUCAUGAUACGAGGCUUUUCUGUCUGAUGCUGCCUCCAAGUACUCACCUUCAGGUGCCAGUUGGGCAACACGUUUACCUCAAGCUCAGUGUCACAGGUGCAGAAAUAGUAAAGCCAUAUACACCUGUGUCUGACUCCUUACUCUCAGAUUUUAAAGAACCAGUUCUUUCCCCAAAUAAAUACAUCUACUUUUUGAUCAAAAUCUAUCCUGCUGGACUCUUCACACCCGAGCUUGAUCGUCUUCAGAUUGGAGAUUUUAUUUCUGUAAGCGGUCCUGAGGGCAAUUUUAAAGUAUCCAAACUCCAGGACGUAGAAGAUCUCUUUUUAUUGGCAGCCGGAACAGGCUUCACACCAAUGGUUACCAUAUUGAAUUAUGCUUUGUCUCAUAUGUCCAGUCUCAGGAAGGUGAAGUUGAUGUUCUUCAAUAAAACAGAGGACGAUAUAAUUUGGAGAUGUCAGCUAGAGAAAUUGGCAUUAAAAGAAAAAAGAUUUGAUGUUGAAUUUGUUCUCUCGGCACCUUCUCCAGAAUGGAAUGGCAAACAGGGCCAUGUGUCACGAGUUCUUCUCUCUGAAUUUUUGCAAAGAAGUGUAGAAAACUCUAAGGUCUUCCUUUGCAUCUGUGGACCAACACCAUUCACAGAUGAGGGGAUAAGGUUGCUACAUGAUCUUGGCUUUUCAGAUGAUGAGAUUCACGGUUUUACAGCAUAAAAAAGCUGCCAUUGUCUUUUAUUCAACUAUUUUAUAUUUGUGAUUGCCUAGGAUUUUUUAAAAGAAUUUUUCUAUGUACACAAGGUUAAUCACAGAAUCCAGGCUUUGGUUUCUGGAGUGAAGUCAUUUGUCUUCAGUAUAAGUAACUUCUUGGUUUAAUUUUGUAUCAUGACUUAUUUUACUGCUGAUGCCUGACCUGGAACGACAGUCGGAGCAACAGGUGCAUAUGGGAGCCUUUGUUUGAACUGCAAGUUUCUUGACCACUGAAAUUGUAUCACUGUUCUAUGGUAAACACUUGUAUUUUAUGACAUGAUAAACUAAGCAAUCAUUUUGGUCACUUUUUAUGCUGCAAGAUAUCUUCUGAGCAAUACAGAUUAAAUUUUACACUGCACUGUUACUCAGGAAUUGAUGGUGUAUGUCUUUAUUAGUCUUAAAACAUGGAAUGCUGUAACUGUUGGUCCAGUUUUAUGGGUGUCCAUGGCAUUAAUACAAGUAGAAUAAAUCUGUACUUCCAUA